AUGGAGGCCUCCGUGCUCAAGCCGUCGGUGCUGCUCCCUCCGGCGAGGGGAGCGCCCUCCACGGCGCGGGGGCGGGAGCGGGGCUGCGUCGUCGCCGGCGCCGGCAGCAAGAGACUCGAGACACGGCGGCCGGAAGGGAGCAGCAGCGACGGCGCGCCCAGGAGCGAGCCGGCCAGAGGAUUCCACGGGCACGUCCUAUCCCUGACGGCAACGGCAGCGGCGGCCAUGAGCAGCAGCGCCGCCGCCAUGCCGUGCCACGCCGCGACCGCCCCGGCGGCGCACGGGCCACCGCUCUCCUACUACUACAGGGCGGCGAUGGUGGUGGGGGAACUGGACCCGGCGACGGCGAAGGUGGUGAUCGGGGUGGCGGGGCCGGCGCUGUCGGCGGUGGGGUUCCUGUUCGUGGCGCGGAUCGUCAUGUCGUGGUACCCGAGGCUGCCGGUCACCAAGUUCCCCUACGUGGUGGCGUACGCGCCCACGGAGCCCAUCCUGGCCGCCACCCGCCGGGUGAUCCCGCCGCUGGGCGGCGUCGACGUGACGCCGGUGGUCUGGUUCGGCCUCGUCAGCUUCCUCAGCGAGAUCCUCGUCGGGCCCCAGGGCCUCCUCGUCCUCCUCUCCCAGCAGCAAGUCUCCCCCUCCCCAUAG
This is a messenger RNA of Triticum turgidum subsp. durum (durum wheat), 645 nucleotides long. NCBI's taxonomy places the organism in Eukaryota, Viridiplantae, Streptophyta, Magnoliopsida, Poales, Poaceae. The record is from the annotation of a GenBank genome assembly.